Messenger RNA from Linum tenue, 891 nucleotides. The record is from the annotation of a GenBank genome assembly. NCBI's taxonomy places the organism in Eukaryota, Viridiplantae, Streptophyta, Magnoliopsida, Malpighiales, Linaceae.
CUGUCGAACUCGCCUUAUUCAUUUCCCCCACUGCUCCUAGCUCUCUUCGUCUUCUUCAUCCUCAUCCGUGAGAAAAAAACCAGGGGGUGUUCUGAGAUCACAUUAGAGCAAAAUGGUGAAGGCAGUUGUUGUGCUUGGAAACAGCGAUGGCGUCAAAGGGACUGUCUACUUCACCCAGGAAGGCGAUGGUCCUACCACCGUGACAGGAGACAUCUCUGGUCUCAAGCCUGGGCUUCAUGGCUUCCAUGUCCACGCCAUGGGAGAUACAACAAACGGCUGCAUGUCAACUGGUACAUACGCUUUUGCUUGUGCAGGCCCCCAUUUCAAUCCUCAGGGCAAAGAACAUGGAGCUCCAGAGGAUGAAGACCGCCAUGCGGGUGACCUUGGAAAUGUUACAGUUGGAGAUGACGGUACUGCAACUUUCACUAUUGUUGACAAGCAUAUCCCUCUUACUGGUCCACACUCCAUCAUUGGGAGGGCUGUUGUUGUUCAUGCUGAUCCCGAUGAUCUUGGAAAGGGUGGACACGAGCUCAGCAAAAGCACUGGCAAUGCUGGUGGAAGGAUUGCCUGCGGCAUUAUCGGGCUGCAAGGUUAAGAAAUUUGGUAUCUCUCUGGUUUCCUCGGCUGCUUGAAUAAAUGGUAAAAAUGCUCGAUGAAUGUUGAACGAGUCAAUGUUGUCAAGGGAGAGAGAGAUAAUAUGUGAGGGAUAAGGAGAAACGGGGAAAAAGAAUGAGAGAACCUUCUUGAAUAAGAAAACAAGAACUGUACUAUGGUGUACCUUUUUUAUAGCUGGAUUUCUGGUUAAUGGUGUACCUUCUUCAUAGCAGGAUUUCUAGUUAAUCUGCUUGUGUUUGAUUUUUUUAGGGUUAAUUACAAGUUUGGUCAUUGGGU